UAAACAGAUGAACUGGCAGCCCAUUUCUGAAAACCACUGAGAGGUUUGUGAGGAGAAGACCAAUUGUUGCCUUCUUUAUGGUUUAGUGGAGAAUUCACAGGGUCAGAAUCUCAUGACCCAGUGUUCAAGAUAUUAGUUCAACUUCUCCAUUUAUUUAUUCACCCAUUGGAUAAAUAUAUAUGGCACCCCUGCUAUGUGCCAGGCCUUUUUCUAGGUUUUGAGGUCGCAGAAAUGAACAAAAAUGGAAAAAGCAGCCUUAUGGAGCACAUUCCAGUGGGGAAUUAAGAUAAGAUCCAUGGCAUGAACAAAUGAUCCAGAGCCCUGGCCAGAUUGACCAUCCUUGAUACCUGCUCACAGGUUAGUCAAUGUAUUUCUGUUGAAGAAGUUGAGAACUAGAAGGAGAAAAUUAAAAUAGUAAUUGGGGAAAAGAAGGAACCUGAAAGAGAACCAUCAGACACCCAGGGACAUCAGGAUGAGUGACAACACUACUUUGGCUCCUCCAGCUUCAAACCAGGGUCCCACCACCCCCCGCAAGGGGCCCCCCAAGUUCAAGCAGAGACAGACACGCCAAUUCAAGAGCAAACCUCCUAAGAAAGGUGUGAAAGGGUUUGGAGAUGACAUUCCAGGCAUGGAGGGGCUAGGAACAGACAUCACGGUGAUUUGUCCCUGGGAAGCGUUUAGCCACCUGGAGUUGCAUGAGCUUGCUCAGUUUGGGAUCAUCUGAUGCACCACAGGUUCUGUCGCUCUCAACAGCAUCGGCUGUAAUUUUGAUUACUUUUGCCCUAUUGAUCUGCCGGAGUCUUGAAAUUCAGCUGUUCGGAAGUGGUUUCUUCAGCUUACACAGUCAUUUCCCCUCCAUUGCUAUGAAGAGUUCUCAUAGUGUCAGAUCCUCUCUUGCCAUACAGUUCAGCUCAGAAUAGUGGAUGCAAAUUGUCUUUUAUUAGGGCAUUUCAAACUUUACCAUCUUCCCCCAUCAGCUGGUUGGAAAUCAUUGAUAGUUUUCUAGAUUUUGUUUAUUUGUUAAAUCUUUCAAAUCUAUUUGGACUAGGCAAUCCCAAUAAUUGGUAGUAGCUUUUAAGAGAACAUUUAUGUCAUUCCCUUCCUCUUCUCAUUUAAUAAAGAAGAUAUUUACCUUCAAUCUAA
Molecule: messenger RNA, 1143 nt
Organism: Canis lupus familiaris (dog)
Lineage: Eukaryota; Metazoa; Chordata; Mammalia; Carnivora; Canidae
Gene: PDE6H
Product: phosphodiesterase 6H
Exons: 4
Coding region: 473-724 (83 amino acids)
Biological process (GO): positive regulation of epidermal growth factor receptor signaling pathway; visual perception; positive regulation of G protein-coupled receptor signaling pathway
Cellular component (GO): photoreceptor outer segment membrane
Molecular function (GO): cGMP binding; 3',5'-cyclic-nucleotide phosphodiesterase activity
Source: RefSeq, a predicted model, not a curated record